Messenger RNA from Botrytis cinerea B05.10, 2275 nucleotides. RefSeq lists its product as hypothetical. NCBI's taxonomy places the organism in Eukaryota, Fungi, Ascomycota, Leotiomycetes, Helotiales, Sclerotiniaceae. Bases 53 to 2005 code for a protein of 650 amino acids. The transcript is spliced from 2 exons. Gene Ontology annotation, molecular function: ferric-chelate reductase activity. Gene Ontology annotation, biological process: intracellular iron ion homeostasis; copper ion import; iron ion transport. The record is from RefSeq and is a predicted model, not a curated record. Gene Ontology annotation, cellular component: plasma membrane.
GGGAUUCCCUCGUUACACCAAUAUAUAUAUAUGCACCUUGUUCAACUUCCACAUGAAUACCACUUUAUCACAUCAUUUUCUCUCGGAAUGGAUACACAGCACCGUUCAAAAUGUUGUUGUUCAUACAACUUUACAGCUAUCGACGAUAGACGAUCCUGAGGAGCAGCCGGAUGAGAAUAGAUUCAAGAAAUUGAUCGAUGGUGGACUGUAUAAUGAGAAACUUAUCAAUACUUAUCCUUGGACUAUUUUAGGAUUUGUAUUGGUUCUUUCGGGGAUACACUGGGCUGAGAAGGUUGUACGAUGGAGAAGGAGGACUUCAUGGAAGAGAGGAGAGAGAUAUUCAUACGAUUUACUGGACGAUGGAUCGUCAAAGACAAUUCGAGAGGAGGUGACGGACUAUGGCAGUGCUAGCUCAUCCGGAAGCAGUACAUUUGGAUCAAAUACCCCUUCCAUUAGACAUGAUGAUGGGGGUGAGCAUAUGCCUCUAUUGUCCGGAAGCCGGUUUCCCAAUAGCACCCCGUCGAAUCAAAUUACUGCCGUCUCCCGCAUCAAAGCCUUCCUCGUAUACCAACCUCGACCAAUCCCCUAUUUCAACAAAGUUCUCCCUUCAAACGGCUCAUCAAUAUUCAUUCUGUCAUUUCUCGCACUCAACAUCUUCUACACUUUCUACAACAUCUCAUUCACAUUGUUCGAAGCCUCCGUGCUUGGCGACCGAGCAGGCCUAAUAUUCGGUGUUAAUCUCCCGCUUCUAUACAUCCUCGGUGCAAAGAAUCAGCCACUUAAAGUUCUAACGGGCGUUUCUUAUGAAUCUUUAAAUAUCAUUCAUCGACGCCUUGGAGAACUAAUCAUGGUUGCCGCGCUCAUUCAUGCUAGCGCCAUGUUCGUGAUGUGGUAUGUAAUUUUGGUACCAUUUAGUGGUUGGACAAUUUGGGAUUAUUUAACUAACCCGUGUAUCUACUUGGGACUUUUGGCUCUAUUUACAUAUAAAUCAUUAUAUGUAACAUCAUUGGCGUCGUUUCGUCAGCGAUGGUACGAGGUAUUUUUGGGACUGCACGUUGUGUUGCAAGCUGGUGCUUUGGCGAUCUUAUAUUUCCAUCACAGGGGAACAAGAACUUAUGUUGGGUGGGCUCUUGCGAUAUUCCUUGUGGAUCGCUUGGUAUAUCGUCUUUGCGCGAAAAGUAUCAUGGCCGAGGCCAAAGUAAGUAUCUACCCUGACAAUGAAACCCUCCUCCUAACCUUCAACCUCCCCAAAUCACCCACCACAAUCUUCUCCCAAUCUCUCGGCCACUCAAUCUCCUCCGGCUGGAAAGCAACCGACCACGUCUUCCUCACCAUCCCCUCUCUAGGCCGCUCCCAUGCCCUCCAAGCCCAUCCCUUUACAAUCGCCUCUCCAGCUCCCCUCCCCUCGUCAAAAACCUCCAAUCUCACCCUCCUAAUCCGAGCCCGCUCCGGAUUCUCCGCUGACCUCCUCCGUGCCGCCCAACUCAAAAACACACUAAAAUGUCGUCUCGACGGCCCCUACGGAAGUAGCCAUGCUCGAUGUCUUCUCGAAGAUUCGGAUCUCGCAGUAUUAGUUGCAGGAGGGAGUGGAAUUGCUGUUACAUGGCCGAUAAUCCAUCAUCUCCUGAACAACUCAAGCGAAAGCGAAGAUCCCGAGACGGGAGCACUGCCGAAGAAGAGGAGAAGGCAGAGAAUCGUCAUGGUUUGGAUUAUUCACAAAAGUGCGCAUCUUGAAUGGAUUGAUGAGCAGGAGCGAGAAGAUCUGGAGCGGAAGGGAGUGGAAAUUAUUAUCCCGGGUGCGACGAUGGAGGUGGGGAGACCGGAUUUGGAUGGGCUGAUGGAGGGCGUUGUUCGCGGCUCAAGUAGGGAGGCAGAGAAAAGACAGAGGAUAGGUGUCGUGGUUAGUGGACCAGAUGGAUUAAAUCGAACCGUCAACAACAAAUGUGCGGAAUUCGUACGAGAGGGCAGAGAUUUAGAGGUUACGAUUGAGAAAUUUGGAUGGUAAAUCUCGAGGGCUUUCUCUCUUUCUUGGGUUUUGAUAUUUCACUUGGUUUCAGUUGGUACAUAGAAAUCGGGGUUUCCUUGGAGCAUUCUGUCUGGUAUUUUGAAUUUAGCAUUGGCGAGGAGCGUUUAUGAUGAGAUACGUUGAGAUGAAGAUAUAUGAUGCAUAGAUUGUCAUCACAUUACAUUACAUUACAUACCAUGCAAAUGGAAACAAACAAAGAAAUUACACACAUACAUAGAUCUAUGCAAUUAUCCAAUACCAAACUGAACA